Thlaspi arvense is the source of this 1404-nucleotide messenger RNA. NCBI's taxonomy places the organism in Eukaryota, Viridiplantae, Streptophyta, Magnoliopsida, Brassicales, Brassicaceae. The record is from the annotation of a GenBank genome assembly.
AUGCUUAUAUUUAUGGCUAACAUCUUUCAGAGGCAUCCUGAAAGGUUCUGCACAACUGGCUUGCCCAGUGAUAUUGUUGUUGAAGUUGGGGAAAUGUCCUUGCACCUCCACAAGUUUCCUUUACUUUCUAGAAGCGGGUUAAUAGAAAGGCUGAUUGCAGAAGCAUCUGAAGAAGGAGAAGAGGGUUGCAGUAUCAAACUCCCUGAGUUUCCUGGCGGAGCUAAAACAUUUGAGCUUGUAGCCAAAUUCUGCUAUGGCAUAAAACUUGAACUCACUGCCUCAAAUUUUGUGUAUCUACGGUGUGCUGCUCAGCAUCUUGAAAUGACAGAAGACUAUGGGGACGGCAAUCUGAUUUCACAGACUGAAACCUUUCUCAAAGAGGUUGUCCUCCAUAGUUGGAAAGACUCUAUGAAGGUACUAGAAACCUGUGAUGAUAUCCUCACUCGUGCUGAAGAACUCCAAAUCACGAAGAGAUGCAUUGAGUCCUUAGCUGUGAAGGCAAGCACUGACCCAAAUGUAUUUGGUUGGCCUGCCAUUGAGCAUGGGGGCCCAAUGCAGAGUCCUGAUGGUAGUGUAUUAUGGAAUGGCAUAAGCACAGGGGCCAGGCCAAAAAACUCAAACUCAGAUUGGUGGUAUGAAGAUGUUUCGAAUUUGAGCUUGCCCCUAUACAAGAGAGUGGUCUCUGCUAUGGAAUCUUGUGGUAUCAAAGGGGAGAUUGUUGCCGGAUCUCUUGCUUUCUAUGCUAAGAAGUAUCUGCCUGGACUGAGUAGGCGUCAAGGGACAAGAGAUUCUAGCAGUCAUCUGGCACCACCAAUGCCAUCAUCAGAAGAACAGAAGCUUUUCCUGGAAGAAAUAGAUCAUUUACUUCCUAUGCAGAAGGGCUUGUCACACCCAUGGUUGGCAGAGUCAGAUAGAGAACAACUCUGUAGGCUGAUGGACUGCCAGAAGCUCUCCUUGGAAGCCUGCACCCAUGCUGCACAAAAUGAGAGGUUGCCCAUUCGAAUAAUAGUGCAGGUCCUCUUCUUUGAGCAGCUCCAACUUAGGACUUCAAUUGCAGGCUACUUCCUGGUCUCAGACAAUAUUGACGGUUCAAGGCGAUUACCAAGUGGAAUGGUGAGUUGUACUGAGGGAGGUUGGGGUACAGCUGUGACGGAGAAUCAGGUUUUAAAGGUGGGGAUGGAUAGCAUGAAGAUGCGCGUUCAUGAGCUGGAGAAGGAGUGCUCAAACAUGAGGCAAGAGAUUGAGAAGUUAGGUCAAGUAAAAGGUAGCUCUAGUGCUUGGCUGCGGGGAAGUGUGUCCAAGAAGCUGGGCUUCAAGAUGAGGUCUCAAAUAUGCAGUGCUCAGGAGGCCUCUGUUAGCAAGCCAAGUAAAGGAGGGGAAAGACUAGCAAGUCCAAAGACAUGA